Aricia agestis (brown argus) is the source of this 2456-nucleotide messenger RNA. It is a transcript of the gene Sec63, whose product is annotated as translocation protein SEC63 homolog. Lineage: Eukaryota; Metazoa; Arthropoda; Insecta; Lepidoptera; Lycaenidae. The record is from RefSeq and is a predicted model, not a curated record. Gene Ontology annotation, molecular function: transmembrane protein transporter activity; RNA binding. Gene Ontology annotation, biological process: post-translational protein targeting to endoplasmic reticulum membrane; SRP-dependent cotranslational protein targeting to membrane. Gene Ontology annotation, cellular component: Sec62/Sec63 complex. The transcript is spliced from 12 exons. Bases 93 to 2354 code for a protein of 753 amino acids.
GUCAGGCUAUUCGUUGUUCAUGUUCGUAUUAUCGGUUUUAAUGAUUUUCUCAACAAGUUAAAGUAAUGUAAGUUGCGAUUUAAAUUAUAACAAUGGGUGGACAAAAGUUUGAAUACGAUGAAAGUGGUUCCACAUUCUUUUACUUUGUUCUAUCAUUCCUCGCUUUAAUAUUAGUCCCGGCGACAUUUUAUUAUUGGCCACGAAAAAGGAAAGAAGAUCCCCAAAAGUUAGCAGAACAAUGUCAAUGUCCACCAUGCAAGCAAAAACAAAUAAUAAUAGAGCAGUCACAACCUUACAAAAAGGUGAAAAAUUUCUUUAUCAUGCUGGCAAUUAUAUCUGGAUGGGUGCUACUUGGAUUCUUGGCUGUUAAAGUGUCUCAGUUUGACUAUGAAAUGUCCAACUUUGAUCCAUAUGAAAUUUUGGGGCUGCCCCCUGGUUCUACGCAAGCUGAAAUUAAGAAGUCUUACAGAAAGCAAUCUUUAAUCCUCCAUCCUGACAAAGAGACAGGGGACGAAAAAGCAUUUAUGAGACUUACCAAAGCAUAUCAAGCUUUAACAGAUGAAGAAGCUCGAAGAAACUGGGAAAAAUAUGGUAACCCAGAUGGACCUGGCGCUAUGAGUUUUGGAAUAGCUUUACCUAGUUGGAUUGUAGAGAAAGAAAACAGUGUUUGGGUACUUGGGCUGUACGCUCUUGUGUUUAUGGUGGCUUUACCAACAGCUGUUGGUAUGUGGUGGUACAGAUCUAUUAGAUUUUCUGGAGAACAAGUUUUGUUGGAUACAACACAGAUGUACUUCUACUUUUGUCAUAAAACACCUUCAAUGCCACUGAAAAGGGCGCUAAUGAUAUUGGCAGCUUCUUGUGAGUUUGAUCGCAGACAUAAUUCUGAAGUGAUCGAAAGGAUAACUGAUAAUGAUGAAGUCCCUAUGUUACUACGAGAUCUACCAAACCUCGGUGAGAAAAAUAAGGAACAGCCCCUAUGUCGUCCCUACAGUAUAAAGGCGAGGGCUCUCCUUCAUGCACAUCUGUCCAGGAUGAAACUACCGCAAGACACUUUGGAAGUUGACAGACGGUACAUUGUGUCUCGUUGCCCCGACCUCAUAGUCGAAAUGGUCAACUGUGUUAAUCAGUUGAUUGCUCUCGCAUAUGCUAGAAGAAUCCCUCGUUUACCUACUAUAGAGACAAUUGAAAAUUGUAUGAAAAUGUCACCAAUGAUAGUACAAGGACUUUGGGAGUACAAAUCACCACUACUACAGUUACCAUACAUCACAGAAGAUCACUUGAAAUACUUUAUAAACCGCAAGAAACACAUCAAGUCGUUGUUACAGUUAGCCCAACUCCCGGGAGAGGAGAGAAGACAAAUGAUGCGGUUCCUCAACGACAAACAAUAUGAAGAUGUCAUGAAGGUUUUAGGGACUAUGCCGUACAUACACUUCCAAGUCAAUACAGAAGUUAUUGACGACGAGAACUCUACAGUAGUAACGGCAGGUGCAAUAGUCACAGUGACAGUUUUUCUCAAGAGAACCAACAUGAAAGAGCUGUUUGGAGAUACAUCAAUUAAAGAAAAAGAUAAUAUAAAAGACAAUGAAGAAGGAGAUAAGGAAGAAAAAGCUGAAAAUGAUAAGAAUGAUAAGGAUAAAAAAGACCAGUUCAAACGGCCGGUUUGGAUGAAGCAGAAUAAAAAACAGACGUCUAAGAAGGCGAAAAAACCGGCGGCAAAACAAGUGGCGAAAGCGCCGGCCGCGCCCGCCGCUCCCGCUCCCACAGCCACGCCCGAGCAGAAAAAAAAUAAAGAAAAGAAAAAGGAGGAUGAAGGCUCAGACUCGGAGGACGAAUCGAACGCGUCAGGCUCCAACAGCGAGGGCUCCGACGAGGAGUCCCGCGACAAGUCGUCCCCGGCGGACGAGGACGACGACGACCAGUGGGACAAGUUUCAGAAGAGGAUACAGAAGCGGGAGCGGCUCGAGGGACGGUCCAAGAGCUCACACCCCGUGCACUGUCCCUACUUCCCCUUGGACAAGCAGGAGUACUGGUGGUGCUACAUCUGCGACCGCAAGUCGCACACGCUGCUGACGGCGCCGGCGGCGGUCACCGCGCUCGCCGCCACCGCCGAGCUGCAGCUGCGGUUCACGGCGCCGCGCUGGCCCGGAGUCUACACGCUGGCGUGUUGUCUCAGAUCAGAUUCGUACAUCGGCAUGGACCAGCAACAGGACAUGAAGCUGGACGUGAAAGAGGCAGCAGCAGUGCCGGCGGAGCACCCGCAGUGGGACCUCAGCGACACGGACUCCGAAAACGACGACCAGGGGGGCAACGAAAGUGAAUUUACUACAGACGAUGAAUUGGUGGAAGAGGAAUAAAUUGAAACUAAUUUAUUUUUAUAGAGUUUUUAAUGUGGUGUACUUGAAAUACUGUUGUUGUAUGGUUUGAAAGCAAGAUGAAUAUAGUAACUUUUAUAUUUA